Jatropha curcas is the source of this 1482-nucleotide messenger RNA. It is a transcript of the gene PIN5, whose product is annotated as Auxin efflux carrier family protein. Lineage: Eukaryota; Viridiplantae; Streptophyta; Magnoliopsida; Malpighiales; Euphorbiaceae. Gene Ontology annotation, cellular component: plasma membrane; endoplasmic reticulum. The record is from RefSeq and is a predicted model, not a curated record. Gene Ontology annotation, molecular function: auxin efflux transmembrane transporter activity. Gene Ontology annotation, biological process: auxin polar transport; auxin export across the plasma membrane.
CCAUGCACUAUAAUCCUCUUAUUAGGUCACUCACCUUCAAUAAUCCACAGCAUAGAAUCCCAUACACCCACCAAACCCUAAAAGAAUACAAUAAAAUAAAAAUCUAUCUAUCUCUACUAUAAUAAUACAAAAAUAUGCCAAAAUUCUCGUCUUCAAUUCCUCAACUUUUCAUGCAUAUAAAUUCUUAACCUUACUACAGUUUGUCUCCUAAAACAUUCUUAAUCUCCACAAGGUGGUACCUAGGCAGGAAAAAUGAUAGGAUGGGAAGAUGUUUACAAGGUGGUGGUGGCUAUGGUGCCACUGUAUGUUGCCCUAAUUUUAGGAUAUGGGUCAGUAAAAUGGUGGAAAAUUUUUACACCUGAACAGUGUGGAGCAGUAAACAGAUUAGUUUGCUAUUUUACACUUCCUCUUUUUACGUUUGAGUUUACUGCUCAUAUUGAUCCGUUCAAAAUGAAUUAUCUAUUCAUUGGAGCUGAUGCUAUAUCCAAGUUAAUUAUCGUGGCAGUUCUUGCUUUCUGGGCUAAGUUUAGUAGCAAAGGGAGCUACACAUGGUCCAUUACAAGUUUUUCUUUAUGUACCUUAACUAAUUCUUUAGUUGUAGGGGUGCCCUUAAUAGGGGCUAUGUAUGGGCAAAUGGCAGUUGAUCUUGUGGUUCAGUCUUCCGUUAUUCAAGCUAUCAUUUGGCUUACUAUUUUACUGUUUGUUUUAGAGUUCAGAAGAGCAAAUCUUGAUAUCUCUUCUAACACAAAUGGUAGCGAUGGAAAGGAUUUAGAAGGAAGUAACGUUAAUGCUAUAGAUAACGUUAGGCCUUCUUUCUGGACUUUGAUGAGAGUGGUGUGGAUCAAACUGGCUAUGAACCCUAAUUCUUAUGCUUGUAUUAUUGGGAUUGUUUGGGCUUUUAUUGCAAACAGGUGGCAUUUUGAAAUGCCAAGCAUCAUGGAAGGAUCCAUAUUAAUUAUGUCAAAGGCUGGCACUGGCACUGCUAUGUUUAGCAUGGGAAUCUUCAUGGCUUUGCAAGAAAAGGUAAUUUCCUGUGGUGCAGGACUCACUGUGAUUGGGAUGAUCCUAAGGUUCAUUGCUGGGCCUGCAGCUAUGGCUAUUGGGUCUAUUGCUGUGGGCUUGCGUGGUGAUGUUUUACGUGUUGCUAUUAUUCAGGCAGCAUUACCACAAUCGAUUACAUCCUUCAUUUACGCGAAAGAAUAUGGAUUGCAUGCUGAGGUUCUAAGCACAGCUGUGAUCUUCGGUAUGAUCGUGUCGCUUCCAUUGUUAAUUGCUUAUUAUGCAAUUUUAGAGUUUGUGCAUUAGUUAAACAUUUACGGUCCACACAUUUUUGUAAUAAGAUACUGUAAGGGAAAAAAAGGGAAUUGUUGGAUUAUUACUUAUAAUAUCUUAACUAAAUUUCAGUUCCUCGAUUGGUCCAAUUUAGAUAGCCAAGCCCAAGUGAAAUAAUUGAAUAAACCAAAAAUAAUAAUAAUUGAAUAA